Molecule: messenger RNA, 1803 nt
Organism: Pieris macdunnoughi
Lineage: Eukaryota; Metazoa; Arthropoda; Insecta; Lepidoptera; Pieridae
Source: the annotation of a GenBank genome assembly
AUGAGUGUAUAUAAUAUGUGGGAUAAAGAAGUAAAAGAGCCAAAACUGAAGUCAUCUUUAUCAAAUGAAUGGGUUUACGAUUCUCCAAUAGCUACACCAAGGUCGUCGUCGCCACCAAGUAAAGUUGGCGAAGCAAUAUUUAACAAAUAUAAUGAAUUAAUACAUUCCAAAUCAAACAUUGCUACCGAUGCAAAACAAUCAGAACCGUUGGAAAGGCCAUUUGAUUUUGACGAUGAAGAGUUUGCUUUUGGAAUAAACCUGCUUAAUAAAAAUGUAGCGUGUGUUGGAGACAACAUAACUAAAUUAAUUCAAAUGGCACAAGAACCUUGGCCAGAUAAUGUGAAGUUGUUCCAGCCAUAUGAAGUGGAGCAAAUAUUGUUACCUGAUAAUGCUAGUUGCUUAGCUGUUCAAGCAUUUUUAAAGAUGUGUAACCUCCCUUUUGAAGUAGAAAUGCGAUGGAAUGCAGAAUUCAUGUCUCCAUCUGGUCGGGUGCCAUUCAUCAAAUGUGGAGCUUUUGUUGUAUCAGAGUUGGAGCCAAUAGUGCAGUUUGCAGCAAACAAGGGUGUUUCUUUAUGCAGCAAACUUACAACGGAAGAGAGAGCUGAAAUGAGGGCCUAUAUGAGUCUGAUAACUAAUGUCUUGGUUAAUGCUGAGUUAUACAUAUCGUGGGUGGACCAGGACACAUACAACACAGUGACUCGGAUUCGCAACUCAUCAGUUUACCCUUGGCCACUUGGCUGGAUCCAAACUCGGUCCAAACGUAAUACUGUAAUUAAGCGAUUAAAAGCAUUGCAUUGGUAUGACAAGACGUUGGAACAGGUGUUGGCUGAUGUGGAGCAAUGUUGCAACUCACUCAGUCAACGUCUUGGGGAUAAGGACUAUUUCUUUGGAACAGCCACACCCCUUGACGCCCUUGUGUAUGGACAUAUAAGGGCUCUGUUAUCCGCUGUGGGUCCUAAAGCAGCCUUACUUAUAAAACCUAUAACUAGCUGUCUCCUUAGACAUUUAUUACGGAUGACCGAUUUAACACAGAUGUCUUUAUGGCCCCAAGAGCAGUACUUGGUGGCUCAGGGUUGCCACCUCUGUUCUCGUAGACAUUCCCCCGAAAGAUCAAUAUCGAGAACAAAACGAUCAAAAAUGUGCAUACGCAACCCUAGUCGGGAGAGUGUUACAUACAAUAAGGAUGUUUUUGCAGGUUUUAAGCCAUUUGCAUCAAGACAAGUUAUAAUAAUGACAUCUAAAAAUGGUACGAUUACAUGCGAAUAUGAAGGACAGGAAUUGAGACAAAUGGAAGAGUCCUACGGGUUCAUAAACGAUAUAAUAUAUGAUAUUAUCGACAAAGUUGAUGAAAUAAUUUCUGAUAUCGACAAACAUUUUGAAUUUAUACCCUGCCCUAUUAUCGAUAAAAGUUAUAUUAAAAUUAACGAUUUCCUGGAUACGAUCGAAGAGAAUAGCGUUUCUAUAGAAACUGAGGAGGAUGUGUUGCAAGUUAUUGAUGAUAGUGAUGUUCUCGAUAAACAUGAAUCGGAUAUCGAUGAAAACGUCAAUGAUAUGGAUUCUAGUGGUUGUCCCACGGUAACGUUAAAUGAAAAUGGAAGCGAGACAAAAACUAAAAGUGCUGCCAGUAAAACUUCAAAAAUAUCUUGCGUAAAAUCCAGUGCUUCCCGAUUUGAACUAUACAGAGAAUCUAAUUCCACUUUAAAACCCAAUGAAGAUGAAGUUAGUGUUGAAAGCCUUUUGAGAACUUUUCGCAAGGAACGCGCGGAGCAUUUCAGUCCCAUUGCCGUUGAUGACAUUGAUUAG